Hyla sarda is the source of this 2851-nucleotide messenger RNA. It is a transcript of the gene CWC22, whose product is annotated as CWC22 spliceosome associated protein homolog. The record is from RefSeq and is a predicted model, not a curated record. Gene Ontology annotation, cellular component: catalytic step 2 spliceosome. Lineage: Eukaryota; Metazoa; Chordata; Amphibia; Anura; Hylidae. Gene Ontology annotation, molecular function: protein binding; RNA binding. The coding region runs from base 213 to 2531 and encodes 772 amino acids. Gene Ontology annotation, biological process: mRNA splicing, via spliceosome. The transcript is spliced from 19 exons.
CACGUGAGGUAAUGAUGGGAAACCGGAAGUGAGCGCUGGUGUCGUGUGUGAGUGUGGUAGGAGACGGUAUUGGUUAGUUUGAAGAUCGCGGAUAGAGCGGUGGAGCUCACACCACGUUACCCCCCCCACAAGCCCCCCGUUAUCGGGGGUAGAUUACGGAGACGGAGCGGGCCCUGUGUUGUGUCCUGUAGUGAAGCGGCCAUCACCCCGUCAUGAAGAGCAGCGUGGCGCAAGUCAGAAAUUCUUCCAGUUAUGACAGAAGAGACACUUACAGUUCUCGACAUGGAAGUUCUUCACCAGAGGACAGGUCUAGAGAAAGAGACAGGUCACUUUCUCCAUGUGAUAGAGGCUACUCUGAUCGCACUAGAGGCUACAGAGACCGUGACCGAUAUGAUGAUGAGAGGCCAAGAAAUGGAAGAUAUGAGAGAUCAGAAUACAAAAGGGAUCGGGAUCGAGAUAGAUCAAGACAAGAUCCAGACAGAGAUUCAGAUAGAAAUCAAGAUAGAAGAUCACCACCUCCAUCUAGGAAUGAAGAGAGAUCAGAAGCACAAGAGUCCACUGAGCCUCCAGUGAAGAAAAAGAAAGCUGAAAUAGAUCCCAUUCUUACUCGUACGGGUGGAGCUUAUAUCCCACCUGCUAAGCUGCGUAUGAUGCAAGAACAAAUAACUGACAAGAGCAGUUUAGCUUACCAGAGAAUGAGCUGGGAGGCAUUGAAGAAGUCAAUCAAUGGUCUCAUCAACAAAGUGAACGUAUCUAACAUUGGGAAUAUUAUCCAGGAACUCCUGCAGGAAAACAUUAUUCGGGGCAGAGGUCAGCUGUCUAGAUCUAUUCUCCUUGCUCAGAGCGCUUCUCCCAUUUUUACACAUGUCUAUGCUGCUGUGGUGUCCAUUAUCAACUCCAAGUUCCCUCAGAUUGGAGAACUCAUUCUAAAGAGGCUCAUCCUAAAUUUCCGUAAGGGAUACAGAAGAAAUGAUAAGAAACUUUGUUUAACGGCUUCAAAGUUUGUUGCUCAUAUCAUUAAUCAGAAUGUGGCCCAUGAGGUGCUGGCACUAGAAAUGCUGACGUUGCUGUUGGAAAGACCUACAGAUGACAGCGUUGAAGUUGCUAUUGGUUUUUUAAAGGAAUGUGGGCUUAAGCUAACUCAAGUAACACCCAGAGGUAUUAAUGCUAUAUUUGAGCGUCUUCGAAACAUUCUUCAUGAGUCGGAAAUAGACAAACGUGUCCAGUACAUGAUUGAAGUCAUGUUUGCUGUAAGAAAGGAUGGCUUUAAAGAUCACCCGGUUAUCCCAGAAGGGCUGGAUCUGGUAGAGGAAGAUGAUCAGUUUACACACAUGCUUCCACUGGAAGAUGAUUAUAAUCCAGAAGAUGUUCUUAAUGUCUUCAAGAUGGACCCCAAUUUCCUUGAAAAUGAAGAGAAGUAUAAGACCAUUAAAAAAGAAAUUCUGGAUGAAGGUGACAGCGAUUCAGAAGGAGAAGAGGGGGGAAGUGAUGAUGACAGUGAUGAUGAUGACGAUGAAGAGAAUGAAAAGGAAGCUGGCGAGGAAGGAGAGAAGAUAACCAUUCAUGACAAAACUGAAAUUAACCUGGUUGCGUUUCGACGGACCAUUUAUCUUGCAAUCCAGUCAAGUUUAGAUUUUGAAGAAUGCGCACACAAGCUAAUAAAGAUGGACUUUCCACAAAGUCAGACGAAAGAACUGUGCAACAUGAUACUGGAUUGCUGCGCUCAGCAGAGAACGUACGAGAAGUUUUUUGGUUUGCUUGCCGGGCGUUUCUGUUUGUUAAAGAAAGAAUACAUGGAGGCUUUUGAAAACAUUUUUAGAGAGCAGUAUGAGACUAUUCACCGCCUGGAAACGAACAAACUGAGAAAUGUUGCAAAGAUGUUUGCCCAUCUCCUGUACACGGACUCUGUUCCUUGGAGUGUUCUGGAGAGCAUAAACCUUAGCGAAGAAACCACAACCUCAUCGAGUAGAAUAUUUGUGAAAAUAUUCUUCCAGGAACUGUGUGAAUAUAUGGGGCUUCCAAAGCUUAAUGCCAGGCUAAAGGAUCCAACCCUCCUGCCGUUUUUUCAAGGAUUACUGCCUAUGGAUAAUCCAAAAAAUACUCGCUUUGCUAUCAACUUUUUUACCUCGAUUGGCCUUGGAGGAUUAACGGAUGAACUACGCGAGCAUCUGAAGAACGCACCAAAAAUGAUCAUGACCCAGAAGCAGAAUGUAGAAUCCUCAGACUCUUCAUCUUCAGAUUCAUCAUCUUCAGAGUCUUCCUCUGACUCCAGCAGCGACUCCAGUUCCAGCAGUGACUCAGAUUCUUCAAGUAGAAGACGCAAGACCUCAAAAAAGGGCAGAGUUAAAGAGAAGACCUCAAGAAGGGAGAGAAGUAAAGAAAAGACAAAGAAAACAAGUUCCAGAAAAGACGAUUCUGAAGAGAGGCAAAGAGAAAAGAAACGUCACAAAGAUAGACCGGAUGAUAGACAAUCCAGCAGAUCAGACAAGAGCUCCAAACACUCUUCACAUUCAAGAAGCUCUCGGAGAUGAUCCUUAUUAUUUUAUUUUUUAACACCUCUUGUAAUAUAAGGUUAUGUAAGUGGGAAAGUAACUUUUAACACGUGGUUGGCCAAUGCUUUAUCCUUUUCCUGUUCUCCAUUAUGGUUGUAGAAUCAUCUGCCUGAAAAUCACUUUUCAGCUGAAGACUCCAUGAGCAGACCUGUUUCUAUGGGAGCUAUAUUAAUUGACAGUAGAGCCAAAUAAAAGCUGUAUUUUAGCAGCUGGGACGUAAAAUCUGUGUUUUUACGUUUUUGAACCUUGUUUUUCAUGUCUAUUAAAAAGCGGUCUUUUAUAAUAAGUGGUUGGUUUAA